UUUUGGGUCGAGGAUGGUUGCCGCGGGUGGACGUGCAGUUCAAAUUAUAAAUGUUGAAGAAUGUAUGAAGAAAACAUCAUUCAGUCUAGAUGAAGAGUCUUUGUCUUCAAUUCUUUUAAGACCAGAUGUGCGUGACAAAAAAGUUGUUGUGGUGUCUGUCGCUGGUGCGUUUCGUCAAGGAAAAUCGUUUUUACUGGAUUUUUUCUUACGCUAUUUGUUAUCCAAUGACCGUACUAACUGGUUAGGAGACCCGGAAAUACCUUUGAAGGGCUUCCCCUGGCGAGGUGGUUCAGAGAGAGACACUGUUGGAAUAUUGUUAUGGAGCGAACCAUUCUUUAUGACUCUACCAUCUGGAGAGGAAGUAGUCGUUCUGUUAAUGGAUACACAGGGUUCCUUUGAUAGCACUAGUACUGUGCGUCAGUGUGCUACAGUUUUCGCUUUGAGUACAAUGAUCAGUAGUACUCAAGUUUAUAACAUUCAUGGUAAUAUUCAAGAAGAUCACCUUCAGCAUUUGCAUUUAUUCACCGAAUAUGGUCGACUUGCCCUGGAAUCUGAUAUUUCUGGAACACCUUUCCAGCAUCUUUUAUUCCUUGUUCGCGAUUGGAGUUUCCCGUACGAGUAUGACUUCGGGAAUAGUGGUGGUACUCAACUGCUUGAUAAUCGCCUCAAGAUUGUUCAACAGCAUCACACAGAGCACCAAGCUGUCCGCCGUCAUAUUCGCUCUUGUUUUUCCAAGUUAGAUUGUUUCCUAAUGCCUCAUCCCGGUCUUAAAGUUUCAACAAAUCCAAACUUUGAUGGACGAGUAAAGGAUAUUGAUCCUAGUUUCGUUGAAAACCUUAUAGCAUUAGUUCCUCAUUUGUUAGCUCCAGUUAAUCUGGUUGUUAAAAGGAUAAAUGGUCAGGAAGUUACGUGUCGUGAACUUUUUACUUAUUUCAAAGCAUAUAUAAAAAUUUAUGAAAGUGAUACUCUCCCAGAACCACGUUCUAUGUUGGAAGCAACUGCCGAGGCUAACAACCUUAAUGCAAUAUUAACAUGUCAAGAGAUGUAUUCAGAGGCUAUGAACAAGAUUUGUGGACCCGAUCGGCCGUACAUCAAUCCAACUGAUUUAGAUUUAGCUCAUUUAAAAAUAUAUAAGGCGGCUAUUGAAAAAUUUAACACAAUUCCCAAAAUGGGUGGUGAGGCAUUCUCUGCAGGUUAUUUGGAACGCUUAAAAGAAACAUUAAAACAACUGGGAGAAGAUUAUCGGAUGUCAAAUUCUAAAAAGGAUAUAUUCCAGACAUUUCGUACCCCUGCUGUUUUGGCUGUUGUUCUACUAAUUUUCCAUAUUGUUACAGGAAUAUCAGAAUUUAUUGGUUUAUCAAUGGUUUCGGGUAUAUUGGCCCUACCAUUUUAUAUUGCUUUAAUCUCAUUGUUCACGUGGUUGUUUUUAAGUUACACUGGUCGAGCUCCAGAAUUAGCUAGUGCCAUCGAUCAGUCAGCUGAGUUGGUAAUAAAGAAGGUAUUCAACCCUGCGAUAAAAAUAGUCGGUAAUCGUGGAAUGGCUCAACUAGUUGGUGGUAAUCUUGUUUCUGAUCAAACAACAAGAACUUGA
Schistosoma curassoni is the source of this 1591-nucleotide messenger RNA. NCBI's taxonomy places the organism in Eukaryota, Metazoa, Platyhelminthes, Trematoda, Strigeidida, Schistosomatidae. The record is from the annotation of a GenBank genome assembly.